Molecule: messenger RNA, 644 nt
Organism: Aspergillus steynii IBT 23096
Lineage: Eukaryota; Fungi; Ascomycota; Eurotiomycetes; Eurotiales; Aspergillaceae
Product: telomerase reverse transcriptase
Exons: 2
Biological process (GO): telomere maintenance via telomerase
Cellular component (GO): telomerase catalytic core complex
Molecular function (GO): telomerase RNA binding; telomeric repeat DNA binding
Source: RefSeq, a predicted model, not a curated record
UGCAGAACGUGUUCACGUCGGUGCCAAACAGCAACGAGUCGAAUUUUUCCUUGAAAGUCGAAAGCUCGCGUGAGGAAGAAAUUGCUCAACACGAAGCGCGUAAACCAAGCGGACCGGACGAAUCGCCACGAAUCCCGAAGAGGCUUCGAGGAAAGCCCCUGGAGUUGGUCCGUCAAUUGCAAACUCGUCACAAACGUUGCCCGUACGCACAGUUACUACAGUAUUACUGCCCACUAGAGUCCUCGGGUCCUUGGAAGUUAAGUUGCGCCGACACUCAGAAUGAGAUGUCGCGGGAUCUGAAAUCAUCAGGAGCCGAAAACCUCAUCACCCAACCUGCUGGCCCCGGUUGCGUACUCCCAUCUACCGUGGCCGAGACGAACGGAGACCUGAACACCGUGGAUGUCCAAAAGCCCAAGAGCAAUAUUCCAAAGCCAAAACUCAGUCUCACGGACUAUGCGACCCCGUCGUCUUCGGUGUCAGCUUUCUGUCGAGCAGUCCUGCGCAAGUUAGUUUCUCCGCAGUGGUACGGAGUCGGCCAACAAGGGAAGUCCAACCAGGGUAUCAUUCUCAAGCAUGUUGAUCGAUUUGUGCGUAUGAGGCGUUCGGAGAGUCUCAGCAUUCACGAGAUCUGCGGAGGCAUUAAG